UACGGGAGGGAUCAAAGGACAGUAGUGAAUAAAUGAACGGGGAAAAGAGCCAUUCAGUUGUUACUAAUUUUAAGAGCUAUUCAGAUCCCACAAAGGGCUCAGAGUUUGGAGUUUUGCCUUCCAUGACUGCAGCAGGACCAUGUAUUUAACCUCGAAAAUGGGAAGAAGUGGUUCUGCUUUACUCGGUCGAUGAUAAUACAUCAACCAAUCACUGCAGUUUCCUCGUGCAUCCGCCCGCAGUCACAGGGUGUUUCCUGCUGAACCUGAGUGUCUCCUCCUAGCCACAUCAGCCCCUCAAAAUCUUUCCUUCUGAGCCUUUCCCAGAAAUAGGUUCUUGGUGGAAGCUGUAAAACACCAGCUCCUCCAAGCAGAACAACUCCAGAGGCCAAUGCACUUGGCAGCAAUGCGGGUCCUCCUCCAUCUCCCAGCCCUUUUAGCUUCCCUGACCUUGCUCCAGGCUGCAGCGUCGGCAGCAAAUGCACCACCCACCACGACUGCUGCCAUCUCCGACGCUGUGAGUCAGGUCAAGGUCCAAGUCAACAAGGCCUUCCUGGAAUCCCGGACCAGGCUGAAGACGGCCAUGAGCUCUGAGGAGCCCACCACGCGACAGCUCUCGGAAUACUUCAAGCAUGCCCGAGGCCGGGCGCGCACAGCCAUCCGCAAUGGGCAGGUGUGGGAGGAGUCCUUAAAGAGACUGAGGCAGAAAGUGGCCUUGACCAAUGUCACAGACCCCAGUCUGGACUUGACUGCACUGUCUUCGGAGGUGGGUUGCGAUGCCCCUGUUGCUGUGGUGAAAUGUGACGAGGACAGUCCUUACCGAACCAUUACAGGAGACUGUAAUAACAGGAGGAACCCCGCCCUGGGCGCCGCCAACAGGGCGCUGGCGCGCUGGCUGCCCGCCGAGUACGAGGACCGGCUCUCCCUGCCCUUCGGCUGGACGCCGGGGAGGACGCGGAACGGCUUCCCCGUCCCGCUGGCCCGCGAGGUAUCCAACCAGAUCCUAGACUACCUGAAUGAGGAGGGUGUUCUGGACCAAAACAGGUCCUUGCUCUUCAUGCAGUGGGGUCAAAUUGUGGACCAUGACCUGGACUUUGCCCCCGACACCGAGCUGGGGAGCAGCGAGUACUCCAAAGCACAGUGUGACAAGUACUGUCUCCAGGGAGACAACUGCUUCCCCAUCAUGUUCCCUCCCAAUGACCCUAAGUUGAGGACUCAAGGCAAGUGCAUGCCUUUCUUCCGAGCUGGGUUCGUCUGCCCCUCUCCACCUUACCGGUCCCUGGCUCGAGAUCAGAUCAACGCUCUGACCUCCUUCCUGGAUGCCAGCUUCGUAUACGGCCCCGAGCCCAGCCUGGCCAGCCGCCUUCGCAACCUCAGCAGCCCACUGGGCCUCAUGGCUGUGAACCAGGAGGUCUAUGACCACGGGCUGGCUUACCUGCCCUUUGACAUCAAGAAGCCAAGCCCCUGUGAGUUCAUCAACACCACCGCCCUAGUGCCCUGUUUCCUGGCAGGAGAUUCCCGAGCCUCUGAGCAGAUCUUGCUGGCCACUUCCCACACCCUCUUUCUCCGAGAGCACAACCGGCUGGCCAGAGAGCUAAAGAGACUCAACCCUCAGUGGGAUGGAGAGAAGCUCUACCAGGAAGCCCGGAAGAUCCUGGGAGCCUUCGUGCAGAUUAUCACCUUUAGGGACUACCUACCCAUUGUGCUCGGUGAUGACAUGCAGAAAUGGAUCCCUCCGUACCAAGGCUACGACAAAUCUGCCGACCCCCGAAUUUCCAACGUCUUCACCUUUGCCUUCCGCUUUGGCCACUUGGAGGUCCCCUCCACUGUGUCCCGCCUGGAUGAGAACUAUCAGCCGUGGGGUCCAGAGGCAGAGCUCCCUCUGCACACCCUCUUCUUCAACACCUGGAGGAUAGUCAAAGACGGUGGAAUUGACCCUCUGGUGCGGGGCCUGCUGGCCAAGAAGUCCAAGCUGCUCAAUCAGAAUAAAAUGAUGACAAGAGAGCUGCGCAACAAGCUUUUCCAGCCCACUCACAAGAUCCACGGCUUUGACCUGGCCGCCAUCAACGUUCAGCGCUGCCGGGACCACGGGAUGCCUGGGUACAACGCCUGGAGAGGCUUCUGUGACCUCCCGCAGCCCCAGACCCUGAAGGAGCUGAAUGCUGUGCUGAAGAACAGAAGGCUGGCUAAGAAGUUACUGGAUCUCUACGGGACCCCUGACAACAUCGACAUCUGGGUUGGGGGCGUUGCUGAGCCCCUGGUAGAGAGGGGCCGGGUGGGGUCUCUCCUGGCCUGCCUCCUGGGGAAGCAGUUCCAGCAGAUCCGUGACGGAGACAGAUUCUGGUGGGAGAGCCCUGGGGUCUUCACUGAGAAGCAGCGGGACUCUCUACAGAAAAUGUCCUUCUCACGCCUCGUCUGUGACAACACCCACAUCACCAAGGUCCCACGGGACCCAUUCCAGGCUAACAGCUACCCCCAAGACUUUGUGGAUUGCUCAGCCAUUGACAAGCUGGACCUUUCACCCUGGGCCCCCGUGGAGAAUUAGGGGUCCAGACUUCCCAGCCUCCCACAUUGUGCAGUAGCUCUCCCUUUGGUCCUUGAUGCCAUUCAGCUCUGCACCCCAUCCCCGCCCUUCUUUUCAGCUGGGUUUCUCUUUACUCGCCAGAUGCACACCUCGCUCAAGCCCAAGGCCAGCACCUCAGCCUUCCCAGCUCCUCCACCUGAACCCCGCUGCUCCCACGCCAUGCCCUCUGUCCGUGGGAUGUCGCCCAUCCUCUCCCUGCAACAUGUCUUGUCUGAGGCCAUUGUCAUUGUGCUCUUAUCUUUCCACCUCUCCUUUCAAACUAGACUGUAAGCUCCUCGAGCCAGAGACUUCAGUCUGCUUCCGAGUGUCCCCCGUGCCACCCAGCAUGACACUCAGCACAGAGCAAGUGCUCAAUAAACAUCUGAUGAUUG
This is a messenger RNA of Ailuropoda melanoleuca (giant panda), 2952 nucleotides long. RefSeq names its product lactoperoxidase (gene LPO). Gene Ontology annotation, biological process: defense response to bacterium; response to oxidative stress. Gene Ontology annotation, molecular function: heme binding; thiocyanate peroxidase activity. NCBI's taxonomy places the organism in Eukaryota, Metazoa, Chordata, Mammalia, Carnivora, Ursidae. The record is from RefSeq and is a predicted model, not a curated record. The coding region runs from base 389 to 2542 and encodes 717 amino acids. The transcript has 13 exons.